AUGCUUCACAAUGGGAUAUUGAAACUAUCACUUAAAUCGACUUGGAGAAAUCAAGGCUGUAGAGUAUUAUUUAGGGCGGCAAGCAAGUCUGCCAAUUUUACCGGACUCAUUGAAAAUGAACUCAGGCAAGUAUCACCAGGAAUCCGAGAAUUGCUUUCCUCCAAAUUUGAAGAACUUUCAAAAUGCUCUAGAUAUUACACCAUAGCCCAGGGAAAGCAGAUGAGACCUUCCCUGGUACUGUUGGUGUCGAAAGCAACGAGUCUAUGCAGUGGAAUUGACCAGUCUAUUGUUGGGUCGAAUUUUUUGGAAGACGAUGCUCCGGAUCACGUCUCCACUGGACAGGUUUUACCUUCUCAGCUUCGAUUAGCUCAAAUCACGGAAAUGAUCCACACAGCCAGUUUGUUGCACGACGAUGUAAUUGAUCAUGCCAGUUCCCGUCGAGGACAUCCUUCCAGUAAUGUAGCUUUUGGAAAUCGAAAAUCUGUUUUGACAGGGAAUUUUAUUCUUGGGAGAGCAUCCACGGCAAUGGCUAGACUGCGAACCCCAAAAGUUACUGAGUUGUUCGCAACGGUCGUUGCAGACUUGGUACGUGGUGAAUUUCUUCAAUUGAAGAAUACGGCCGAUACAAAUAGCUUAGAACUACAACCCUUUCAUUUUGACUACUACAUUGAAAAAACAUACCUAAAAACAGCUAGUCUUAUUUCAAAAAGCUGCCAAUCUGCUGCCAUUCUGGGUCAAUGCUCUCCUACUGUCAUUGAGGCUGCUGCCGAUUAUGGUCGAUACGUCGGUACUGCGUUCCAGUUGAUGGAUGAUGUUUUAGACUACACGUCCCAAGACGAAACCUUGGGAAAAGCUGCAAAUGCAGAUUUAAAUUUGGGACUCGCAACCGCUCCUGUAUUAUUUGCUUGGAAGCAGUAUCCGGAACUGGGUGCAAUGGUAAUCAAUCGUUUUAAUUGUCCUUCGGACGUGAAAAAGGCACGAGAACUUGUCGAAAGUACGGAUGGCAUAGAGGCCACCGUAAAGUGGGCAAAUGAUUACAUACUAAAAGCUCACGAAGCCCUUCAGUGUAUACCGGAUUCACCUGCCCGACAGGCUUUACAUGCCGUCGCUGAAAAAGUCGUUGCUCGAAAUUAUUAA
Molecule: messenger RNA, 1137 nt
Organism: Schizosaccharomyces osmophilus
Lineage: Eukaryota; Fungi; Ascomycota; Schizosaccharomycetes; Schizosaccharomycetales; Schizosaccharomycetaceae
Gene: dps1
Product: decaprenyl diphosphate synthase subunit Dps1
Exons: 1
Coding region: 1-1137 (378 amino acids)
Biological process (GO): ubiquinone biosynthetic process; isoprenoid biosynthetic process
Cellular component (GO): transferase complex
Molecular function (GO): prenyltransferase activity
Source: RefSeq, a predicted model, not a curated record